Sardina pilchardus (European sardine) is the source of this 8003-nucleotide messenger RNA. RefSeq names its product diacylglycerol kinase, eta (gene dgkh). NCBI's taxonomy places the organism in Eukaryota, Metazoa, Chordata, Actinopteri, Clupeiformes, Clupeidae. Gene Ontology annotation, biological process: lipid phosphorylation; intracellular signal transduction; diacylglycerol metabolic process. The transcript is spliced from 31 exons. Gene Ontology annotation, molecular function: ATP-dependent diacylglycerol kinase activity; protein binding. Bases 85 to 3762 code for a protein of 1225 amino acids. The record is from RefSeq and is a predicted model, not a curated record.
UGGUUUGGUUUAUUGUAUGUGGCUAUUUAGAUCCGUUAAGUGAAACGUUUGACGAGAAAACCAGGAGUGUGCUUUACAACAACAAUGGCCAAAAAGGAACCUGAGAAAGGAACUGUUACCACAUCAGGGAUUCCUCAGAAUGUAAUUGGUGCCAUGGGAUUCUCAGGUCCAAUUGAUGAGUCCUCGGACAGUGAUGGAGAGCAAGAAGGGCCUCAGAAACUCAUCAGGAAGGUGUCGACCUCAGGACAGAUUAGAAGCAAGACAAGUGUGAAAGAAGGCCUACUGUUGAAGCAGACAAGCUCUUUCCAACGCUGGAAAAAACGUUACUUCAAACUGCGAGGGAGGACACUGUACUAUGCUAAGGAUGCCAAGUCUCUCAUUUUUGAUGAAGUGGAUCUCUCCGAUGCCAGUGUUGCUGAAUCAAGUACAAAGAAUGUUAACAACAGUUUCACGGUUAUCACACCAUUUCGAAGGCUCAUUCUAUGUGCUGAAAACAGAAAGGAAAUGGAGGACUGGAUCAGUUCUUUGAAAUCAGUCCAGUCCCGAGACCAUUAUGAGACGGCACAGUUUAAUGUGGAACAUUUCUCAGGGAUGCACAACUGGUAUGCCUGCUCCCAUGCUCGUCCCACCUUCUGCAAUGUCUGUAGGGAUAGCCUCUCUGGAGUCACAUCCCAUGGCCUCUCAUGUGAGGUGUGUAAAUUUAAAGCCCACAAGAGAUGUGCCGUGAGGGCCACUAAUAACUGUAAAUGGACAACCUUGGCUUCAGUUGGGAAAGAUAUUAUCGAGGAUGAGGAUGGGAUUGCAAUGCCACAUCAAUGGUUGGAGGGGAACUUACCUGUCAGUGCCAAGUGUGCAGUGUGUGACAAAACUUGUGGCAGUGUUCUUCGCCUGCAGGACUGGCGCUGCUUGUGGUGCAAGGCCAUGGUGCACACGGCCUGCAUGGAUCUUUACCCACGGAAAUGUCCACUUGGACAGUGCAAAGUGUCCAUCAUCCCACCCACUGCACUCAACAGUAUUGAUUCAGAUGGUUUCUGGAAAGCCACAUGUCCCCCAUCUUGUGCCAGUCCACUUCUGGUCUUUGUGAAUUCUAAAAGUGGUGACAAUCAAGGAGUGAAGUUUCUGCGACGUUUCAAGCAACUUUUGAAUCCAGCUCAAGUGUUUGAUCUGGUGAACGGAGGACCCCAUUUAGGACUUCGCUUGUUCCAGAAGUUUGAUAACUUUCGAAUUCUUGUUUGUGGUGGAGAUGGCAGUGUGGGCUGGGUACUUUCAGAAAUUGACAAACUCAGUCUUCAUAAACAGUGCCAGCUUGGUGUGUUGCCACUGGGCACUGGAAAUGACUUGGCACGCGUACUUGGCUGGGGUCCAUCAUGUGAUGAUGACACACAGCUGCCUCAGAUCCUAGAAAAGCUGGAGCGGGCCAGCACCAAGAUGCUGGACAGGUGGAGUAUCAUGACAUAUGAGAUUAAAAUACCUCCUAAGAGCACACCUUCUGUUGAUGACGAAGAGGACAGUCAGUUACAGAUUUCUGCUUAUGAAGAUUCAGUUGCUGCUCAUCUUACAAAGAUCUUGAACUCUGAUCAGCAUUCGGUGGUCAUAUCCUCGGCAAAGAUUCUUUGUGAGACAGUGAAGGACUUUGUUGCUAAAGUGGGAAAGUCUUAUGAGAAAGCCACUGAAAAUGCAGAGGAGGCAGACACUAUGUCUCUCAAAUGUGCCAUUCUGAAUGAGAAGCUGGACUCCCUAUUGCAGACACUGAACACAGAGGCACAGGUCUGCCUACCAACAGUGACAACACCUCCCAUUGUGGAGGAGGAGGAUGAGGAGGAGGGACUUCAAGGGGAGGAGCAGCUUAGUGAAUCCUCCCUCACUCAGUUGAAGGAGAGGCUGGAGGAGGAUGUGACUGAGAAAAAUUCCUCUUCACCAUGCAAGCACUUCCCACGUGAACAGCUCAUGCUAAGGGCCAACAGCCUGAAGAAAGCUGUGAGGCAGAUCAUUGAGCAGGCAGAAAAGGUGGUAGAUGAACAGAAUACACAUACAGAAGACCAAGAACUGCAAUCCCUGACUGCCCCUGAGCUUAAAAAGGACACGGAUGAUAAAGAUAGUGAGAAAGAUGAGGACACCAAGGAACUGCAGUCGUCACCCUUGGCCACAUCCCCAUGCUCCCCCACAGAGAGACGUGUCAGCCGCAGUACCCAGUCUUGUGGUUCCUUCUCAAUUCCUCCCUUCACCACCAGCAAGGAGAACCUUCCUGUUCUUAACACUCGUAUCAUAUGCCCAGGCUUGCGGGCAGGCCUUGCUGCAUCUAUAGCUGGCAGCUCCAUCAUCAGUAAGAUGUUACUUGCAAACAUUGACCCUUUUGGAGCCACUCCCUUCAUUGACCCAGACUUGGAUUCCCUAGAGGGAUACAUGGAGAAAUGUGUCAUGAACAACUACUUCGGAAUUGGAUUGGAUGCCAAGAUAUCAUUGGAGUUUAAUAACAAACGUGAGGAGCACCCAGAAAAGUGCCGGAGCCGUACAAAGAACAUGAUGUGGUAUGGAGUACUGGGUACCAAGGAACUUUUACAGAGGACCUACAAAAAUCUGGAGCAGAAGGUUCAGUUGGAGUGUGAUGGACAGUACAUUCCUCUUCCAAGCCUCCAGGGAAUUGCUGUAUUGAAUAUUCCAAGCUAUGCUGGUGGGACCAACUUCUGGGGUGGAACCAAAGAGGAUGACAUAUUUUGUGCUCCAUCAUUUGAUGACAAAAUCUUGGAAGUGGUUGCUGUGUUUGGUAGUAUGCAGAUGGCAGUGUCAAGAGUCAUCAAACUCCAGCAUCAUCGCAUUGCACAGUGUCGAUCAGUGAAAAUCACAAUCCUGGGAGAUGAGGGAGUGCCUGUUCAAGUUGAUGGGGAAGCCUGGAUACAGCCACCUGGAGUCAUCAAGAUUCAACACAAAAACAGAGCUCAGAUGCUCACUAGAGACAGGGCAUUUGAAAACACCUUGAAGUCAUGGGAAGAUAAGCUGAAAUACGACAAGCCCCCACUGCGGCCACACCUGUACCCUCAGCAGUCAGUAGACUUGGCCACUGAGGAAGAGGUCACCCUUAUUCAGAUAUGUGCUCGUGCUGCUGAAGAGCUCAUCACCAGGAUCUGUGAAGCAGCCAAAACCAAUGGUCUAUUGGAGCAAGAGCUUGCCCAUGCUGUCAAUGCCUCCUCACAUGCCAUCAACAAAACCCACCCAAAAUUCCCUGAGAGUCUAACCCGGAACACAGCUAUUGAAGUGGCAACUAAUGUUAAGGCAUUGCACAACGAGACAGAGUCACUGCUUGUGGGACGAGUGUCUUUGCAACUAGACUCUCCUCAUGAGGAGCUACUAUCAAGCGCCCUCCAGAUUGUAGAGGUUGAACUGGGAAAAUUGGCUGAAAUCCAUUGGCUUUACCACAUCAUCCAGCCCGAUGAUCAAGAGGAUCACUCAAUGGUGUAUGACAAGAGGAACAGCCGUGGUAGCAUGUUCCGCAUAGUACCAAAGUUCAAGAAGGAAAAGGCACCCAAGAAGUCCAGUCCACAGUCAGUUCAGAGGUGGGGUACGGAGGAAGUGGCCACCUGGCUGGAGCAGCUCAGCUUGGGGGAGUACAAAGACACCUUCAUCCGACAUGACAUCCGCGGCUCCGAGCUCCUUCAUCUGGAGAGGAGAGACCUGAAGGACCUGGGGAUAUCGAAAGUGGGUCAUAUGAAGAGAAUACUUCAGGGAACUAAAGACCUGGCAAAGAACAUCUUCGUAGAUCUCUGAGACUGGACAAGUUGUGAAAGGUCCUUUCUUGACUGAAGUGGCAAACUUCAAAGCUCAGUUGUUCGGACAAGACCUAUUUAACAUACUGCAUCCAGGGCACAAUUAGGCUUAGUUCACACUGGCAGUCGAAAUCGGAUGUCUUGCAUAUCCGAUCAGAACCUGAUCUUUCUGACUGACUGUUCUCAUUGCAUAUUGCAAGUGAUCACAUCCGAUCACAUCCGAUCUUGGCGUGCAAUGCUCAGAUCCGAUAUAAAUUACACACACCUGGAUUCAUUAGGUAGAGCUGUACACAACCAAGUCGUCAUGGAUGAAAGUGGAUUUUAUUUUUUUAUAUUUUCCAACUUAUUAUGCAUAGCCGCGGCACAAAUACUUCGUCACCCUUUACGUUACAGUUUUCCAUGUUUCACCAUAAAAUGAUGACUUGAAUCUGACGUUGGUUUUUGUUUUGCUGGUAGCCCUGGCGCACGCGCUGAAUCAAUCAAUCAAUCACUUCCGUCACUCAGAAUUACGUUGCAAUUGUUUGUCGCAGUGUAUAUGACGAAAGGGGCACGUUGAAAUCCUAUUCAAGUUGUUCGACUGUGUCAUAUCCGAUAGUAAGUGAUAUUGAAACCACCUCCGUAUGUGGUGCGAAUCAGCAUUGGAAAAAUCGCAUUUCAUGCGGUUUUGUGCCGUUCAGACUACCCAAAAUUCAAGCUAGAUACAAUCCAGAUAAGCAAAAAAUCGGAUUUCGACUGCCAGUGUGAACUAAGCCUUAGAUAUGCCAUGCUAUAUCAUUCUGGUCUUGUGAACAAUCAGAAAAAUCUGUCAAAUAGCGAGUUCCAUAAGGUGCUAACUGUGGAGUUUGUAUACUAUGGCCUUGUUAUUUUUAAUGUCUUCUUUCCCUGUUGUGGGUGGCUAUAACGGCCAGUUAAGGUGAUCCAUCAGCAAUAUACCAUUUUUGACAGCACUGUUUACAUUUCAACAAAGAAGGAGAUAGUUUACUGAAACAUUACAGUUAGAAGAGCGAUCUUAAAGGGAAACUUCUUGAUUUUUCAACCUGGGCGCUAUAUUUACACCUUUUGAGGUCCACAUUUUUAGUAGGGACAUAAAUGAUCAAGAACAGUAUUAACUUUAAAAUGGUAUAAACGGCAACUUCAACCGUGGUUGAAAAAUCUGAAACUUCCCUGUAAGACCAACAAGUCAAAAGUUGUUUCCUAAAAUAACACACUGAUGCAUAUGCUUGCUUGACUUGGAUAGCUAUUUGACUGCAUGAUCAGUGUCUUUUUAUGUAACACUUGAAUUAAUUUUACCAGAUGUAUUAUGUAAUUUAUAACUACUGAAUAAUCAUUUUUUCUAUAUUUAUUUAUUUGCAUGGAUAUGAGUUGUGUCAUGCCAUAUAUUUAUGGAAAAAUGUGUGUUACUGGUGAAAUUGUACUAAGUUUAGUCAUUAAGACUAUAAUACCAAACACUUCACAGCUGUUUCUGUGAAACCAUCACUUCCAUGAAUGUUUCCAAUUCAGCCAGUGUCCCUCAAUUGAUGCAUUUAUAAAUGAUUGUGCCUGGAAAUAGGACAAUUAGAAAUGUCAAGAGAUUACAAAGACAGUUUGAUGUGUAAGGUUUGAGUAAAUGUGUGCCAUGUUUUAAUCAACCUUUGUUGCCAUGACAAGGUCAAGGAAUCUCUAAAUCUUAAAUGUUUCUAAUUUGAUAUUGAAUAUUGAUAUACAGCUACAGUAUAUUUGAAUAUUUUACAAGAAAUACAUAUUUAUAGAUAUUGAACCUGCAGCUAAACAGUAUAAGAUAUUGCAUUGAUCUGCAAUGCUACAUAAAGCUUUUGAUGGAUAUCUGCUUUUCUAAGCUGUAUUCAGGGUUAAGUUGUUAUAGUAAUUAGGGGUGUGCACGGAUAGUUGAUAUUCGAUUUACUGUUUCUAAAGAUUCUUAAAACGCACAGUGUCACACACAGUGGCAUUCGUACCUCUGUAGCAUAGUAUAAUAUUGCAUAGCAAUUUUGCUUCAGUAUCACUGCAAGAUUCUAACUUAAUUAACAAUCACAAUAAACAUGUGAAUCUGGAUCUGAAAGUGCAGUCUACACAAUGCAGAGAACUCUGAUAAAGGACUGCCUUUUUAUUUCGUUUCUCAUUGCUAAGCACACCAUAUUGGAAAGACCAGAAGCUAGCCACCUUAUGCUCAUGAAAAUGCAUCCUCAAAAAAGCGGUGUUGGCAACGCAAAUAACCGAACAUGUGACCGAAUAACACUGCAGGUGGUUGGAUUAUUAUUUUAAAUGAUUCGUAUGCACACCCCUAAUAAUAGUAGGAAACACAUUUCAGAUUUUGUUAAAUUGGUGGUAUAACAGGGUAUAUUUGUAUUUGCUGUUAAUAAGUUUGUAUACAGUGUAAAUAUGCAUACCAGUGUAUGUAUACACUCUUAUCGCCUAUUAAUGUAAAAAUGCCUUAUAGUUUGCUAAGACAAGAUUAUCAGUUUAUGUUGAUUGAGUAAAGUGCACUGUAAUGAAAUGUCAUUUAGUGAUUGUUUUAAAAAUUAUGUUGUAUUAUGAUGAAGGUGCAAUAUUGUAUUUUUUCGAUACCAUUUUAGUCCUUUUUAAGGUAUGUAGGUUUUUGUAUCUAUGCGGAACACAAAAGCUGUAAUUCUUGUACUCCUCUUUUUCGACUGUGGAGUAAGUGAGGUCCCUUGCCUGACCAGUCAUGAAAGUGUAUCUCCUGAUUCAUAACUCUUCCAAUUGUCAUUUAUUAGUCUUUUCUAUUUGUGCUUCCAGCAUGUGAUAUGAAGUUUCAAGUCUUGUGAAGUCUAUAAUUGGCAAAACUGCCUUUGGUGCCUCUUUGAGAUGUAUGAAGAAUAGAUAGCUGCUUACAGUGAAUCUGUAUUAUACAUAGUUGUGCUGAAGUCAGAUGUUAUUUGGCUAUUAUUUGACACAAUUGUAUUUCAGUCCAAGGAUGAGUUCAUGAGAUGUCAUCCCCUUAACAAUAUGACAUUAAUGGAAACAAUGGAAACAAUUUUAAGUAUAGAGUGGAAUAAUAGAGUGGGGAGCUUUAUUGAUAGGUACUAGCACCUUAAUAUGGUUUAAGUAAAUUCCUUGGAAAUUAUGUCAGCUUUCGGUGCAUAGAUAUUAUGUCCUAACAGAAAUAUCAGAUAUUUUCCAUUGCUACAUUAAAAGCAAUACACUGGUUAUUUAACCCCACCGUGAAUCUGCUUUUACAUUUACUGCAAUACUGAAUUCAUUGUUAAAUAUGUUAAAGGGGAAAUCAUUUUUAAAUUAACUACUUAUAUUAUCCUUAAAGAGAGAAAUGUUCAGUUUGACUUCAUAACCAAAGACAUUGGGGAAAUGGCACAAUUCUUGAAUCAGUCAACAUUAUUAGUGUACUGUAUAAAGAAGUGUAAAUGUAGGUAUAACUGUGUGGCCUUAAAGUGCAAUGAAGAUAUGUAUGCAUAAAACAGGUCAAGGGUAUAGACACCACAUUAUCUUCUCCAGAAUAUUGAAAAGCUAGAAUAUCCUAAAAAGUGCUGCAUAUCUGAGAUUUAGAGUAGUCAUUUAUACAUAUUUCUGUAGCAGCCAGUGACCAUUGCAGUGUCAGUCUGUGGAUAGCAAUCAAUCAAUUUAAUCAACAUUCUGAAGUUACAGUCUUCCUCUCAUGUUGCAAUGUGUUUGUCUUACACAGAGACACUGGCUAGUUACUUGUAAGGAAGUUCUCGUGGAUACUGAUGGACUAUUCCCUGACCAUAGCCCUAGCAAGAAAGGGCUUUGAUUUAUUACAAAACUUACGUAUAGCUGUAAACUGCCUUGUUUUAGGGGGGGGGGAUGUGUGGAAGUUAUCAGAGGUGAAAUUGCCUAUCUCUGUCUUAUAUUUAGUGAGAAGUGAGUUAUUUCAUUUCUUUACAUUGUGUUUACAAUGCACCGUUCAAUUUUCAAGGCUGUAUACUGAGUCAUUGAUGAUACAAUAUUUAUUGACCAAGGUUUAGCAACUGAUGGUUAUGUUUUCACUGUUUGAAUGCUGUAUAAUGUUAUAGUUGUCACUUGCAUUGAUAUCUGCAUAAUUUUGGUAAAGUAGUUAAUCAUCUUCAUUACUACUGAGUGACUGUUUCUUGUGCCUUUUUUACUGUAGAAUGCAUGGUUAAAUAUUUAUUAUGAUAUGGAGUUCACUGAGAUGUGUAUUUUUGUAUACUGAUUAAUUUUGUUGAACAUUUUCGAUGCCUUGAAGAGGCCAUCUCUCAAUAUCUUCCUUCUAUAAUAAACCUGAAUGCAUAUAAA